AUGUGUGUGCCUAACUUGCCAAAGACUGAUGGUGGAGAGUCUCACACUGCUUGGUCAGAUCCAAUUCUUAGUCACCCUGAUUGCGUUGAAGUGGGGUUCAGUGGCCGGAACAACAGAUGGGGGAAAAACGGGAGCCGGAGAUACUCUGCAUACAAGACGUGGAACUCCAGUCUUUACCCCCGGUGGAAAGAAGGAGAUGCCAGGCAGGGAAAUUGUUGGCGAGGUGGCAAUGUCACAUUUGAUAUCGGCAAUGAUGCCCCGACUUUAACAAGUGCCAAAGUCACGUUCAGGAUUGCUUUGCGCUUUCCCAGCAAUCAAACUGCGCUGCCAGAUGGACGGGUAGUGUGGAGCCAGAACUGCAUCAUAAAUGGCACUCGUAUGAGAAAAGGGGACCCUGUUUACCCAGACCAGGAGGAUGAUGCUUCUGAUUAUGUGUUUCCUGAUGGACAACCCUUCUCCCCAAGCAAUCGCCGGCCUGGCAAGUUUGUCUUUGUUUGGCAGACAUGGGGGCAAUACUGGCAAGUGGUAGAUGGUCCCACCUCCUCACUGACCAUUGAAACAGCCGAUAUUGCUUUAGGAUCCUAUACCAUGAAUGUGGCAGUCUAUCAUUACCGGGGACGGGAGAAAUUCAUCCCUAUUGGUGGUGCCUCAACCCAGUUCAGCAUCACGGACCAGAUCCCAUUCCAAGUGAACAUUGAGCAACUUCUUGAUACCGAUGGGACAGAUAGUCGUUUUGUGCGAAACCGAGCCAUCUCUUUUGCUGUGCAGCUCCAUGACCCUAGUCAAUACCUCCAUGAUGCCGACAUCUCCUACUCCUGGGAUUUUGGUGACCAGAGUGGGAUUCUGAUUUCUCGAUCAACCAUGGUCACUCACACCUACCUUUCCGCUGGUACCUUCAGUCCUCGCGUGGUGCUUCAGGCUGCCAUUCCCGUGGCUUCAUGUGGAGGCAGUACUUCAGAAGACCCAUUCAUCAUGCCUACCACCCUCAUGCCUACCACCCUCAUGCCUACCACCGCCCCGAGUGGAACUACGGUUCAAGCUUCCAGUGUGUUUUCCACUAUAAAUAGCAUCACUGGGGCAAGCACUGAAGAGGCUGUGACCUCUGUCCCAGCUUCUGCGACUUCAGUCCUUUCCACUGUGUCGCCAGCAGUAACCGAAGAGGCAACAUCUGUAGCCACAGUUCCUGCCACAAACAUCAGUGCUGCACCUGAAGAAACAGAUUUGGCGGCUGCUUCUGUGGAACCUGCAAUUGUUGUAUCCUCUGAUGCCACUGAAGACAGUACAGGCACUGAGAGUGUGACUAUUGCCAUGUCUGCAUCUCCCCCAAAUACCACGGCAUCUACCGCAGCAUCUGAAUCUCUACCAGACUCUGUGACUCCAGGUUCUUCAUCCACAAUAGCACCUGAGAAUGAUUCAGGCACACCAGAACCCACUGUUUUGUCCCCCGUUGCAUCUACAACUAUCCUUUCAGAUAACUCUGAAGAUACAGCAGCCAUCAACCCAGAGGAUUCGGUUAUGCCUGACACAGGAACAGUUGCAGGAGAUGUGGUCCAGCUCCUGGUGAAACGCCAGGCACCCACUGGAUGCCUCCUCUAUCGUUAUGGAACCUUUGCCACUAAUCUGGACAUCAUCCAGGGCAUAGAGAGUGUGGAAAUUGUGCAGGUAGUACCACUGAUGCCUGCUGUUGCUGAGAACGCAGUAGAUCUCACUGUGACCUGCCAGGGAAGCCUCCCCCAAGAAGUCUGCACCACCGUUUCAGAUCCUGAUUGUGUAAUAAUCCAGGAGAGUGUGUGCAAUCCUGUUCAGCCAAGCCCAGACUGCCAGCUUGUUUUGCGCCAGGCCUUCAACCAAUCUGGCCUCUACUGUGUCAACAUCUCACUGGCUGAUGCCAACACCUUGGCUGUUGCCAGCACCCAAGUCAGCGUUCAGACAGAAAGGAAUCAAGCUUCAGCUCAAAUUACAUUUGUAGUUGGAGUCUUGCUGGUUAUUGCUGCCAUGGGAGCUGCCAUCUAUACGUAUCGGCAUUUGAGACACAUCCCUCUAUGGGCCAUGAGGUCUGCUGGAACUUCUCCAAGGAACUGGUUUCCUGACCGCACAGCUGUACGCCUCUUCUUUGGCCAGGCGUUUGGCCAGAGGGCCAGUGGGGAGAGCAGCCCCUUGCUCAGUGGCAACGUCAUCUAA
This is a messenger RNA of Thamnophis sirtalis, 2181 nucleotides long. The record is from RefSeq and is a predicted model, not a curated record. Lineage: Eukaryota; Metazoa; Chordata; Lepidosauria; Squamata; Natricidae.